Molecule: messenger RNA, 2385 nt
Organism: Epithele typhae
Lineage: Eukaryota; Fungi; Basidiomycota; Agaricomycetes; Polyporales; Epitheliaceae
Product: alpha-glucosidase
Exons: 12
Coding region: 1-2385 (794 amino acids)
Biological process (GO): carbohydrate metabolic process
Molecular function (GO): carbohydrate binding; hydrolase activity, hydrolyzing O-glycosyl compounds
Source: RefSeq, a predicted model, not a curated record
AUGCGCUUCAACGACGGCUUCUGGCUCCUCAAAGGCGGCGUCAAACCUGCCCACGCCCUCCAGGUCGUCCAGGGCCUCCCUGACGGCGAUGGCUACAACUUCCAGGUCUCCACGAAGCCCAUCCGCCAUCGCGGGGACACCCUUGCGGGCCCCGUCAUAAGCAUUCGAGUGCAUUCACCCACUGAGGGCGUGAUCGGUGUCAAGAUCGAGCACUUCAAGCAUAUCAGCCCCACUCCAGACAUUCCCCUGUUCCCUGACGACCCUCCCGUGCCUUCUGCAUCUCUCUCCAAGACAGACAACACAUGGACGGUCUCUUCCGGCGGUCUCACGGCCGAAGUCACUCAGAACCCGUACACGGUCACCUUCAAGUCGCCCACGCGUACCCUCACUUCCGCGGGCUACAAGCACCAGGGUAUCUAUGAUGUCCCAUACAAAUGGACGCUUCGGAGCGCGUCCAACAGCUCGUGUCUCGCGACGGACCUCAGCUCGAACCCCCGUCCGGAGGCGCCACCCGAGUACGUGCGCUAUAUCCACUCCGAGCUCAACCUCUCCCCGGGUGAGCUUAUUUACGGCAUGGGCGAGCAAUUCGGGCCGUUCGUCAAGAACGGUCAGACGGUGAGCGUGUGGAACCAGGACGGGGGCACGUCCAGUGAGCAGGCGUACAAGUGCGUACCGUUCUACAUCACGAACCGCAACUAUGGCGUCUUCAUCAACCAUCCGGGCGAGGUCGAGGUCGAGGUUGGGAGCGAAAAGGUCAGCCGGGUCGGCGUGAGCAUCGCAGGAGAAGCUCUCGAGUACUUCAUCAUCUACGGGCCUUCUCCGCUUGAGAUCCUAGAUCGCUACACUCGCAUGACUGGUCGUCCUGCCCUCCUUCCCGCUUGGACCUUCGGGUUGUGGCUGUCGACAUCAUUCCUUACUUCGUACGAUGACAAGACAGUGGCUGGAUUCCUGCAGGGCAUGCAGACACGGAAAUGUCCGGUCCGGGUCUUCCAUCUUGACUGCUUCUGGAUGAAGCAAUACGAGUGGUGUUCCUUCACAUUUGACCCGGACUUCUUCCCUGACCCCAAGGCUUAUCUUGCCGAGAUCAAGCAGAAAUAUGGCGUGAAGAUCUGUGUAUGGAUCAACCCGUACAUCUCCCAACUUUCUCCCAUCUUCCAGGAGGCAGUCGAGGGUGGGUAUCUCAUCAAACGCACGGACGGCACUCCAUGGCAGUGGGACUUGUGGCAGCCCGGUCUAGGCGUCGUCGACGUCACACAUCCAAAGGCGCGGGAAUGGUACGAAGCGAAACUGGACGCUCUCGUUGACCUCGGCGUUGAUACGUUCAAGACGGACUUCGGAGAACGCAUCCCCCACGCGAACGUGGUCUUCCACGAUGGCUCAGACCCCUACCGGAUGCACAACCAGUACUCUGUCAUUUACAACGAGAUGGUAUUCCGUCUGCUGGAGCGCCGCUUCGGCAAGGGUGAGGCCAUCGUGUUCGCAAGGUCUGCCCACGCCGGCGGACAGAGGUUCCCUGUGCACUGGGGCGGUGAUUGCGAAUCGACAUUCGAAGCCAUGGCCGAGUCGCUACGAGGCAAUCUAAGCAUCACUGCGUCCGGCUUCGCGUUCGCGUCCCACGACAUUGGAGGGUUUGAGGGACACCCACCACCAGAGAUCUAUCAUCGCUGGGUUGCCUAUGGCCUCUUUUCUUCCCACUCGCGGUUGCACGGGUCGAUGUCCUACCGUGUUCCAUGGCAAUACGGAGAAGAGGCUGCGGUGUACAUGGCAAGGUUCCUUGACAUGAAGCACAGGCUCAUGCCGCACCUAUACCAGCUGUCACUCGAGGGCCACAUCAAGGGCCACCCCAUGCAGCGCGCCAUGUUCCUCGAGUUCCUUGACGAUCGCACCGCACACUACCUCGACCGCCAGUUCAUGCUCGGCCCUUCGCUGCUCGUCGCGCCCGUAUUUGUGCCCGACGGUGAAGAGUCGGAGUAUUACCUCCCGGCGGGCCGGUGGACGUCACUCUUCCACCCCUCGCGCACGCAGGUCGGGCCCAUCUGGAUCAAGGAGGUCGUUCCGCUCGACGAGAUCCCGGUUUGGGUCCGCCAGGGCGCGCUUCUGUGCCUCGGACCCGCCGACAUCGGGAAGCCGGACUAUGACUUUGGCGGCGUCGGGCUGGAGGUUCAGGUGUACGAGUUGGAAGAGGGGCAGGUCGUCAACACGGAGGUGCCAACUGGCCGGGGCAAGGAUACCGCAGGGGUCGUGGAAGCGAAGAUGGAGGGUGGGGAGAUCGUCGUGAACGUGUCCAACGGGACGGUGGCUUUGGCGUCGGUGAGCUACUUCGCCGGUGGCCAGAUCAAGACGGUGGAAGCCAAGGCCCAGACGACUGUUUCACUCAAGGCAUGA